UGAAUCUGCAUCCUCUUUGUGCGGCAGCUCUCUUCUAGCCUGCACGACUCUGGACUGCUGUUCUCAGAAGCAGACUAUACCUUUUUGUUUUCUUUUUGGGCCGGACCCUGGCGGCCGGAGACGUCAGCCUCGCUCGGGAACUUCGCUGCUGGGACUCCCAACAGCCGGCAUCUUCCCCCACUGACCGCGGAUACUGCAACACCACGAGCUCGACUUUUCUCUCUCCUGACGGCUAUCGCCAAACGUCAACAGGGGAGAGAAGAGCUCGCGUCUAGGCCGAUCAGGCUACCGCUUGCCGGGCAGGAAAAUGGACCAGGGAGGCGUCUAUAGCCACUCCCGCUCGCGAACAACGUCUUCCAACGUCUUUCCAGCGCAGCCUCAGCACCCCCCGCCCAUGCUUUUGUCGCACCAAAUGUCGAAUCAGCAGUUCAACAACCGGCGAUCGCCCUCUGUCAGCACGUUCAGCAACUCGAGCAUACAGCCGCCCGCUGCGUACCGAACCUCGUCCAACUCGGACCUCCGACGCUCCAUCUCUAAUCGCUCCUUUGGACAGCCCCAAGCAACCGGCUAUGUAGCUCUCCUGCGCAAGCAAAAAGCAACAGUAUGGUGUGAUCGCGCCCAGUACGAAGACCCCAGGCUGGCCGCCCAGCAGCGUGCUGCCAAAAAGCGCGCCAACUUGGAGGUCAGCGGAGGGAGCCGAGGGGCUGGCUCAGCUGGAUCUUCGUCAGGUGGCCGCACGAGCACGGGCAUUAGCGCAACCGGGAAAGUCGCCGCCAAAAUCCGCCAUCACGGGAAGACGCCUGUGGUUGGAUAUGCCAACGAAAAUCAUGUUGGUGUUGGAGGAGUGCCGAUGCGCCUGAGCGCCACCGAGGUGGAAGGGGAGAGUAGCGAGGAAGAGGACAACUAUGCGUCGCGCUCGCACCACCGCAGGACGGGAAGUAGUGGACGAAGCAGCGUUGGUAGCAGUAGUCGCCGCAACGUCUCUUACCGAGCCUCUUCAGGCACUAUCACCGGAGCGGGAACUCAGCCUGGACGGAGAUGGAGCCCUGGCGAUACUCCCGAAAGGGCCGGAAGCCUGGUUGAACAGCCCGAAGACACCAUGCCUGUCAUCGACGACAAUGCCAGCGGUAGAGCUCAGAGCACGCAUAGCGGAAGCAGCGCUGAGCGCGCUGACAACGUUGGCGAGCUGGGAACGGCCCCAAGGCUUGCGAGCAAAUCUCUGAUGCACUCUGCCCUCACAAGAGAAAAGAGCGUCAAAUCACCUGAAGAGCUGAAGAGACGAGGAAGCGUGGACGAGCGAACAGCCACUCUUACAUCGCAGCGCCUUUACAUUGCCAACCCCGAUUGAUAAUCAUCGAUUGGCGGAGAGAGGAAAUCGCAUAUUCAGCAUAUACCACACCGUUCCGUGACGAUAGAUCGACGCCGCCUCAGCCACCUUCCGUUCGCUAUGUAUUAAUCACUGUUAACAGCAAAAAAUCAUUCGCUUUUGUUUAUUAUGUUCUUUUCUAUAGCUUUAUUACUCGCAUUGUUUGGCGUUUGGAUAUGUUCAUACCAAUUUGAGCAUGGAGGAAGGAAUCUACAGUCGCUAAGGAGAGCCGUUCUGCUUUGGACAUCUCGAAUUUUUUUUUAUUAUCUAAUAUACUUUCGCUUCUGAAAUUAAGCUUGGCUGGCUGAGCGAGGCGGCGGAAAGCAUGGAUGACUCGGGAGAGAAAACAAAAACCGUAUUUUUUGAUAUGCCCGAGAAAGGCAGUUGAAAAGAGAAUAUAGCAUGACGUAAUGGUUAAUAAAUAAUAACCUCUCUUA
This is a messenger RNA of Trichoderma asperellum CBS 433.97, 1803 nucleotides long. RefSeq lists its product as uncharacterized. The record is from RefSeq and is a predicted model, not a curated record. NCBI's taxonomy places the organism in Eukaryota, Fungi, Ascomycota, Sordariomycetes, Hypocreales, Hypocreaceae.